UUUUCUGCCCUUUCUGCCCCCAGCAGCAUCACCGGUCCGCUGCACUCCUGAGGAGCCGGCUGCUCUCUUAAAGGCAUUUCUUCUUCUGCUCCUCCUGCUCGCGAUUCCCCCGACUCUCUCCCUGCUCCCAGGUAACCUGUGGGCAUUACUCACGCUCGGAGCCUCAGGGCAGACAGGACUGACUCAGUGCUUCACGCACCAGCUAUCAUUAGAGGCUCUGUAGGGAAAGAUCCACCGUCCGCCGGCCUGUGAAGACGCCAUGCUGGUCUGCUGCCCUCAUGGCCGUGCCGCUAUGACCAUCACCCUCCUCCAGGCCCCGCUGAUGUUUGUUCUGGCCCUGACGGUGCUGCUCUGCCCCCUGGGCAGAGUGACAUGUCAGGGGGAGAGUCAGACACAGUCCCCUGCCCAGGUGCUCCAGGACCUGCUGUCCCGCUACGGAGACAACAGCACCAUCACGGUGCCCCAGCUGCGCUCGCUGCUCGCCCUCCUCAGCAAGGGGCAGGGUGACGGAGACGCAGACAGCAGCAACGUGGAGACGACACCUGCAGCAACCACACCUCCCAAACUCAACAGCUCCAAGUGCUUGCCUGCAGACACGCUGGCCAUUUACAGCGUCAGCGAGCAGUCCAAGCUGGAUGGGCGGGGCUUACAGGAGCUGUGCCCCACCAUGCUGCAGCAGCUGGAUGCUGGCAGCUGCAGGGCGCACAAAGAGGAAGAGUCGAGCGUUGAACCUCCCUCUCGGCCCACAGACGCUGAAGUGUGGGGCUUUUCCUUCCUGAGCGUGACAGUCAUCAAUCUCUUCUCCCUCACCGGAGUCUUCAUCAUGCCCCUGAUGAAGACGCGCUAUAUGAAACACGCGCUCACCUUUUUCAUCGCUCUUGCCAUUGGCACGCUGUACUCCACUGCCAUCCUGCAGCUCCUGCCAGAGGCCUUUGGUUUUGACCCCAUGAAGGAUUUCUAUGUGUCCAAAUCUGCUGUGGUGUUCGGAGGCUUUUACCUCUUCUUCUUCACUGAAAAGGUCCUCAGAGUGCUGCUGAAACAGAAAAACGGGAGCCACGGUCACAGCCACUACCCCGGCACGGACGUGGAGGAGGGCGAGAAGGAGAAGCUGCAGCAGAACGGAGAGGCCAGCAGUCUGGCUCUGGGGAAGGUGGACGCAGGAGAGGGAGAGCUCAUGCUCAGUCCUGCUCAGACGCCUCAGGACUCCCAGAGCCCGGACAGCGGGGCGCGCUCCGGCAGCGGCGGCGGCUGCUAUUGGCUGAAGGGGACGAGCUACUCUGACAUCGGCACGCUGGCCUGGAUGAUCACGCUGAGCGACGGCCUGCACAACUUCAUCGACGGCCUGGCCAUCGGCGCCUCCUUCACCGCCUCCGUCUUCCAGGGCAUCAGCACCUCCGUGGCCAUCCUGUGUGAGGAGUUCCCCCACGAGCUCGGAGACUUUGUGAUCCUGCUGAACGCCGGUAUGAGCAUCCAGCAGGCUCUCUUCUUUAACUUCCUGUCGGCGUGCUGCUGUUACCUGGGAAUGGGCUUCGGCAUCCUGGCCGGAAACAGCUUCUCCCCCAACUGGAUCUUUGCCCUGGCAGGAGGAAUGUUCCUCUACAUCGCUCUGGCAGACAUGUUUCCAGAGAUGAACGAGGUGAGUCGUGAAGAAGAGGACGCAGGCGGCAGCAGCUUCCUGCUCACCUUCGCCAUCCAGAACGCCGGCCUGCUGACGGGCUUCGCCAUCAUGCUCCUCCUCACCAUGUACUCCGGACAGAUCCAGCUGGGCUAGCACCUCCUCUGGACUCCUCUGGACUCCUCUGGACCAGCACCAGCUCCAACCAGUGAGAAACUGGAGCUGGAGGAGGGAACUUUUUUCCUCUUUAUCCUCUAUUUCCAGGACUUGGAGUGUGGGUAGUUUGGCUGCUGUGCGGCAGGUACUCACCUCCUUUAUUGAAAAUAUUUACAUUCAUGCAGAGUUCCUACAUGCAGUAGAUCCCAGCAGAGGGGCGCAGCCUUCUUUUUUGUGUUUAUCACCAUUUUCCUGACAGCUGCUCCCUCUGACAGUCUAGAAAUAUCAACCGAAGCAGCGACGAGUUAAAGACUUCCCAACUGACGUGCAAUACUCAACCAGUCACUCAGACUUCUGAUCAGCCGCUUUGGCUCCUGCUCUUGUGUUUUUUUUCUCCCUCAGUGGAGCCUCAACAGUCUGAUUCAGUAGAUGCAGAGUAUUUAUAUCACUAAUCCUCUGUGCCCAUCCUCAGGAGUAAAGUGGGGAAAGCACAAUCAGGUAACAGCAGCUGUAUUAUUGACAUCCUUUAUCCCUCCGUUCCAGACUCUAACCCUCCAACCUUUCCCCCUUUUCUCAUUACGUACCAAAAACAAACCCUCACGGACCUGAACUGGAGUUUUAAUCAACAUCAAACUGACCUCCAGCUGGACUUUCACUGUUUGUGUGUUGAUGUUAUAUUUUUUUAUACACGGUAAAACCAUGAAAUCGGAACGUUUCAAGACCAAAUACGGGCAGACCAUUGAGAAUGGUGAAGGGCUACACAGUGACAUUUGGAAGGGCAUCAUGUUAUUUCCCCUCGGAUCGGACCUGUCUACAUCCUGGGCACGCGGUGAGGACUAAUACCUGGGUUGGAUAUGUAAAGUGAGAGUUUAAUAUUAGUGGCUUCAUCCAGAUUAGAUGUUGAAACACCCAGCAUCCACGGCAGCAUUUCUUCAUAUAGUUUGCCAUCUGUGCCCUUCAUUAAUAUAGCAUUGAAUAGUUUUUUUAUGACUAUUAUUGUACUCAAAGUGCUCUGGUCUGCACACAUCCCACAGACUAUGUUUUCCCAGGAUUGUGUAUUUAUUUACAGGACAGAAAUAGUUUAAACAGAAUAUUGUACGCUGCUGUAAUCAUAAAACACCUACAUUUCUGUUAACACUAUGGAAAUCUCUCUCUCUGUGUUCAGGCUGGGCGAUAUGACGAUAUAUAUAUAUAUAUAUAUCGUUUAUAUAUAUCAUUUUUUGUCUAUAUCUUUUCUGUUGCUGGGCCUGUCACGAUAAUUACAAUAUGGACUUAUUGUAUGAUUUCUGGACAGGACCGUCAUAAUUUUGUCAAGCCUCAAUAUCACCUGUUCUGUACAGGUGCAUUGCAAUAAAUUAGAAUAUCAUAGAAAAGUUUAUUUAUGUCGGUAAUUAAAUUAAAAAAGUGGAAAUAACACAUUAUGUAGAUCCAUUACACGCAGAAUGAAACAUUUCAUGUCUUAAUUAAUUUAAUUUCUUCUAAUUAUAAUGAUUAUGGCUUACAUUUAAUGAAGACCUAAAAUUUAGUGUCUCAAAAAUAUUAUUAUAAUAUACUUGGGUGGGGCUGUUUAUUUGAUUUAAACUACUGGAAAUGGACUUUUCCAUCAUAAUCUAAUGUAUUGAGAUACACCUGUGUACAUGCAGUUUUGUUUACUUAAUAAUGUCACCAACUUAUUAUAUAUUAUACGACAUGGAAGCAUGUUUUCACAAUGCUUCAGCCCAAUGAACAGAAAUAAACAAUUUCUGUUUUUUUUUUAUUAUUUAUUGAGGAUAUUUAAAUAUUUUUUUCACAUUUAUGUGUGAAUAUUCUUAAGAAUUAAAAGUUCUUGCUCUUAAAAAGGGUAUAAUUGUAUUAAAAUCCUAUUAUAUUAUUAUAUCAGAGGCAUAUACUGGUUUUAAGAUGGAUAUAUAGCCUUUAUUGUUAUUGUAUAUACUUUAAAUACUACAAGAUUAAAAUUGCUUCUCUAUGGUGCAAUGUAAAAACACAGGACAUAGAAGAAUAACAGAAUAAAUACAUCCUAAAAUAAAGUGCAUAGAUCACGAAAUAAAGUGCAGGUUUAUGGCAGAAUGAUGACUCUUAUUAAGUAUUUUUCGUAUUUAAAGUGCAAAUUGCUUUUGGAAAAGAAACUGUCUCUGAAUCUACAAUAAGAUUAGUAAUCAAAAUGAGAAUAAUAUAGUUUAUUUUGAUCAUUUCUGGGACAAUAUAUCGUCUAACAAAAUGGUUAUCGUGACAGGCCUAGACACUGUGACAUUAUAUUAUUGUUUUUGCUUACAUGGAGUAUACAAAAAUAGACUCUACCAUACGGUUAUUUCAUACAAACUAUAACAAUUUCUGUAUUGAAUUACCAGAAAACAAGCAAUAUUGUAAAGUGUAUGGAGAUAGAUUUUGGCCUUAUCGCCCAGCCCUUCUCUCCGUUUAUAAAUAUUUACUGACAUCAUACAUACAGUUGUGAUCUCCAGUUGAUUCCAGACACAAUUUUUCUCUGUUCAAAACACAAAAUAAGUGACCCAUUCCCAAAACGUACAUACUUUUAUGUAGUCAAUAUAAGCCUAGAAUAGAGCUGUAGAAUAUUAUUUAUUAGCGAUAGAAACUGGAAGUCAUGAUUUGCUGUCACUUUGUGUAACUUUUUUGUUAUUCCAGGAUGGAGAAGGCAGACUAUUAAAACGGGUACCGUGAGGUACAGUAUUACUGCUGCUUGACAUGUGUGGUGUAUUGGAGAUUAUGUAUGUUUUUCUUGAGCCAUAAAAUAUUUAUUUUAUGCUUUACACCCAAGAUAAAGUAUUCCGUUUUGGUUUACACAAGCCAUGAAAGUUUAAAAGAAAAUUGUCAUUUUUGUUGUUGUUUAUCUUUGUUUUAGUGUUUUAUUUUGAAGGAACGAAACGGUUUGUUACAUUGCACAUUUUAUCUGUAUGUUAAAAACUGAAGUCAGAGCAUAUAAACACACAAAUACAGACAGUUUUUUGGUCAGUUAUGAUGAUAUAAACCUCAUAUUGUUAAGGUCAGACACAAACCAGUAAAUCAGAUAAUAACUUCAGGAGCACACAGACAAUAAGACAUUAUUGUUGCAAAAACACAACAGAACUUUUCAAACCAUCCAAUGUUCAACUUUCUGGAGAUUUUGAUAAUUUAUCUAUGUUUUUUCAAACGGCAUCGUUUGGAAAAAAACAUUGUAUCUAAUGUAAUUAAUGGGAAUCCUCAUCAGCCUUCUCUGUGUGUCAUGGAAAUCUUUUUUAUAA
Centropristis striata (black sea bass) is the source of this 5007-nucleotide messenger RNA. RefSeq names its product solute carrier family 39 member 14 (gene slc39a14). Lineage: Eukaryota; Metazoa; Chordata; Actinopteri; Perciformes; Serranidae. The record is from RefSeq and is a predicted model, not a curated record. Gene Ontology annotation, molecular function: zinc ion transmembrane transporter activity. Gene Ontology annotation, biological process: zinc ion import across plasma membrane; intracellular zinc ion homeostasis. Bases 260 to 1771 code for a protein of 503 amino acids. Gene Ontology annotation, cellular component: membrane. The transcript has 10 exons.